GAUACAUUGAUGAGUUGUUUGUUAUUUUAUGUAUACGCGUUGGACAGUUUUAAUUGUUAAUAGUUCAUUGUUAUUAUAUCGGUAUCUGUAAUGUAUUUUGAAAUGAAACUGAGUGAAAUCUUUGGAUUUUAUUGAACAGUAGACUGGAAACUCCAUAUCCGAGUAAUCUGCAUUGAUCUUGUGAUUCUUGUCGACUUGUUGAGCUCUGCUCAGGUUUCGCUGGUCGUGGAUGGUUCGCAACUUGGUUUUUGAGUCAUUCAACUGAGAACUCACCAAGCACAUCCGUGCCUUCUUGUUUCAAGUUUAGUUGACCCAGUUGUCUGUUGUGUUUUGUUGGCACAAAUUACAAUCACAGCCAGAGCCCCGUCAUGGACACAACGUCCAUUAUGUUAGCCAUUGGAUUCGUGGUGUUUGCCUGUUUGGCCUAUUUCCUCUCCAGGAAGAAGAAACCUGACAGUAAUACUUCCCCUGAUAUUCCAGAAGAGCCUGUUGCGCAGCGUCCGCGGCUGCCUCCUGAACUUCCUAAUGAAGACGAGGGAAGACGAGCCGGUGGCCGACGGGUUGUUAGGAACAGAGCCAGACCGCAGAGGCCUCGGGUCGAAGAAGUAUUUAACCAGUCUGGAUCAGAAGAUGAAAUAGGAGAUGAUGUGGAAGACUCAGCCAUUCUGGAUUCUAAUAUCGGAGCCAAAAAACGUCGAAAGCUGGAACUGAAAGCGGAAAAGCGAGCACACAGACAGGCUGAAUUACAAGAGCGUGAGGAAAAGAAGGAGCGGGAAGCUCGAAUAGAAGAGGAGCGGAAGCGCAAAGAGGCACAAGAAAAACUGGUUGAAGAGGAGCGGUUAGAGCAAGAACGAUUAGAGCGCGAAGAACGCGAACGGAAAGAACAUGAAGAAUAUCUCAAACUGAAGGAAUCCUUCCAAAUCGAAGCCGAGGGUGAAGAACCGCCUGAACCGGAAGGGGAAAAUCUUUUACAAGAGUUCAUCGAAUACAUCAAACAGAAUAAGAUUGUCCUGCUGGAAGAUUUGGCAGCUCAUUUUAAAUUAAAAACACAGGAGUGCAUCGAUCGGGUCCAAAAGUUGCAAGCUGACGGCCUGUUAACGGGUGUUAUUGACGAUCGGGGCAAGUUUAUUUUCAUCUCCAUGGAAGAAUUGCAAGCGGUGGCUAAGUUUAUCAAACAACGAGGGCGCGUAUCGAUUGCCGAACUGGCGGAAUCCAGUAACAAGCUGAUUAAAUUGCAGACGCAAGAGGUUCCAACAUAGCUUGUAAGUCUGUUUUUUUCAGUUAUGCUUACUUACGUACUUUCCGGUGGUGGCCAAUUUUGCAACUGGUUUUCUGUUUAUUUCUGGAAUUUUUUAUUUAUUUACCGCCGUGGUGGUAGACGUCGGACAAAAGAAUGUGCUUGUAAACACAAGGCAGUUGUCGAAAAAAUUAUAAACUGCAAAUAUAAA
Paramacrobiotus metropolitanus is the source of this 1448-nucleotide messenger RNA. Its product is annotated as DDRGK domain-containing protein 1-like. The transcript has 6 exons. The record is from RefSeq and is a predicted model, not a curated record. Bases 369 to 1259 code for a protein of 296 amino acids. Lineage: Eukaryota; Metazoa; Tardigrada; Eutardigrada; Parachela; Macrobiotidae.